AUGAGAAGUGAGAAACUGGCAGUGAAGAAAUCAUCGCCUCUUCCGGUUUUGCUCAGCGGAGAGGAGAUCAGCGAACGGGAUGUCUAUCUCACCUGUACCCGUGCUGCCAGUGCCAAGCCGGCAGGAGGGGCAGCAGGGCCAGGCUCUGACAUGCCAAUUGAUAGCCCUUUCUUUACCUGGAUGUCCGCCUCCCACACAAAGACGCGGUGCAAGGUAUGUUACAUCGUGAGAGUUCGAGCAAUGGCGAUGACCAGAGACGACUCUAGCGGGGGCUGGGUGACAAUGGGAGGAUGUCUCAGCCAUGUAAUGAUCUGCAAGGUUCGGCGACCAGACACCUCUCACCGAGACUACCUUAUCCGAGGGGAACGGAUGCGAGACCAGGCUACUGUCUUCGAGUGUGUCCUGAAGAAGGGCCUAGUGUACAAUAAAGCCAACCCCAUAUUCCACCACUGGAAAGUCGAGGAGAACAAGUUUGGGCUGACCUUCCAGAGUCCGGCUGAUGCUGUAACAUUUGAAAGGAGCGUGCAAGCUGCCAUGGAGGAACUCGCAGAAGGGUCUCUGUCACAUUCAACAUCCUCAUCAUCAUCCUCCACUUCUCGGGAAGAAGCGCAAGCUUUGGAGGAUGUCAUUCCACUUCAUACAGACAGUGAAUCGUCUUCUAACAGCCGGAAGGAAAUGUUACCAAAACAUAUCACCAUCGUCACUAGCGAGUCAUCUUCCAGCUGCUAUGCGAGAUCGCCUGUUUCUGAAGAGUUCGGUUUUACUACUGGUCCAUCAGUUAGUCCUACAACACAGUCACAGCCUCUGCAGCGCCUGUCUUUCCAUGAUGAAGAAGAGCUCGAGAGCAUCAACCCUUGCAAAGACCUGUGGGUGUCGAAGGGUUAUGAAGACUACAGGCGUGCGGCUCUUCAGCGGCCUGAGCAGGCCAAGACUGACCUGCGUGUCCACUUCCAAAAAGCCAGCGGGAGCAAAGCCAAGGACAGGCAUUUUCCAGCAGUGGUGGCCACGACGACAGCAGAAAGUGAAGGGCCUGUGAAGGACCCUAGAGCCUCUCCUUCCUGUAGGAUUCAUGGCACCCCUUCUCCUAAGUCUAAAGAACACUCUCACAUGGCAGGGGAGGAGGACGCAGCCACUGCCCGCUGCGUGUAUUGCAGGGACGUGUUCAGCAGUGAAGAGAACGGUAGAGGGCAGUGCCAGGAUGCUCCAGACCCCAUAGAGCGUUGUGUCUACCAGCUUUCCUGCAUGUGGUGUGCUGAGAGCUUACUGUACCACUGCAUGUCAGACUCAGAAGGCGAGUAUUCGGACCCCUGCUCCUGCGACCCGGGGCACCCCCACUUUUGCAUACGCUGGGUUGCCCUGGUAGCCUUGUCCCUCGUGGUCCCCUGCAUGUGCUGCUACCUCCCACUACGGGCGUGCCACUGGUGUGGGGAACACUGUGGCUGCUGCGGGGGUAAGCAUAAGGCAGUGCGGUGAGAGGAGGAGAACAGGGUGUAAGCAGGAAAGCGUAACGUUCUGUCUCUAACCUCCUGAGAGCCAGCAACUAUUUAUAUGGCGAGAUCUGCCACCGUCUUUGUGAGCGCGCAGGUCUUGCGUCUGGCCGGAGGUUUGUGUUUUAUUCAGACAGGCUGCAAAAGGCAAUGACCUACCAAAU
Molecule: messenger RNA, 1651 nt
Organism: Nanorana parkeri
Lineage: Eukaryota; Metazoa; Chordata; Amphibia; Anura; Dicroglossidae
Product: sprouty-related, EVH1 domain-containing protein 2-like
Exons: 7
Coding region: 1-1473 (490 amino acids)
Biological process (GO): negative regulation of MAPK cascade; multicellular organism development
Cellular component (GO): membrane
Molecular function (GO): protein kinase binding
Source: RefSeq, a predicted model, not a curated record